Messenger RNA from Pseudocercospora fijiensis CIRAD86, 1134 nucleotides. RefSeq lists its product as uncharacterized. The annotation marks the transcript as partial. The record is from RefSeq and is a predicted model, not a curated record. The transcript is spliced from 2 exons. NCBI's taxonomy places the organism in Eukaryota, Fungi, Ascomycota, Dothideomycetes, Mycosphaerellales, Mycosphaerellaceae. Gene Ontology annotation, cellular component: transcription export complex 2; cytoplasm; nucleus. Gene Ontology annotation, biological process: mRNA export from nucleus.
CUUCGAGAGGCCCGCGAGAAGGAGAAGAAGGCAGCCAUUCGCGAUGGCCUCAUGAACGAUCCGGACAAGUCGAUCAAGCUCUCCGAGGCGAUUACGAUGGUUGCGACAUGCCAAGAUAUGUGCCCGCAAUUCGAAAGAGUCGACAGAGCGUACAAGAACGACAUCGCAGAUAUGGAGAAGGUCAUGUACAGCGAUGGCGAGAUACACAUGGACGAGGAUCGCAUGGUCAAGUCGUUCAAGCGAUCUGCUGCAGGAGACGAAUUGCCAAUUCCUUCCGAUUUGCGAACACCACAGACCCUACAACGAACUCUGGACUAUCUCGUCAACGACGUUCUGGGAGACGACAUUAGCUCAGAUCACCUUGGCAAAGUACAUGGCUUCUUGUGGGAUCGAACACGAGCCAUUCGCAAAGACUUCUCCGUCCAACAACUGACCAAGAUCGAUGAUCUGAAGAUUGCCAUUCAUUGCUUUGAACGAAUCGCGCGGCUUCACAUCGUCUACUUGCAUGUCUUGGCUGUGCCUGGAGCGGUAGAGAAGUACAGCUACAGCCACCAGCAGGAGAUCGAGCAGCUGGACAAAACGCUACUCUCUCUGAUGCAGUACUACGACGAUACCCGCAGCCGACUCAAUUGUGAGAACGAAGCAGAGUUCCGUGCCUACUGCGUAAUCUUCCAGCUUCAGGAUCCUUCAACACCAGAUCUAGAGGAUCGCGUUCAAAACUGGCCACGACACAUUGCAGGUGAUCCUCGAGUACAGGAGGCUCUAAAGAUCUUUGCUGCUGCAUGUAAUGCAUCAGAUUUGCAAGGUCCUUUUCCGAGUGGCAAGACAGCACAGGUGAUAGCUCGGCAGGACUGGGCCAGGUUUUGGGAUCUGAUAGCUUCGAACGCGGUGUCCUACUUGAUGGCUUGUGUAGCCGAGGUAUACUUCAACUACGUUCGAGAAAUGGCACUCAAAGCUAUUGUCGGCGGUUCUGGAGGAAAACCCGGCAAUGAGAAUACAUCCUGGACGCUGGACAGCGUAUGGGAUAUCUUCAAUUUCGACACAGCAGAGCAGCUUGACCAUUUCUGCUCGCUUUUCGGCAUGUCGCUCAAGACAAAGGACGACGGAACGCAGUACUUGUCCUUCAAGAGCAGA